Messenger RNA from Loa loa (African eye worm), 507 nucleotides. RefSeq lists its product as hypothetical. The transcript has 4 exons. The record is from RefSeq and is a predicted model, not a curated record. NCBI's taxonomy places the organism in Eukaryota, Metazoa, Nematoda, Chromadorea, Rhabditida, Onchocercidae. The coding region runs from base 45 to 392 and encodes 115 amino acids.
UUUCAGGUUUCGGUGAAGUCUUGAAGUAGUAAAUAAACUUUAAAAUGACAAAUACCAAUGAAACAGAUGAUGAUAAAUUCAUGGUGACACUAUCAACGGAUAUAUUGCAAACGGUGUGUGAACAAAUGGAAGAGGAUGAUCCGGAUGCGGGAGAUGAUGAACCGGUCAGACUUGUCGUAUGGAAUACGCAAGUUAUUCCAUUUACAUCGAAUUCAAUGGCUGAAGUGAUAUCGAAUGUUGAAGUUGUUGAUAUUUCUACGCCAUCGCAAUCGCCAUCUGGAACAUCAGACUAUUUAAUGAUCAUACCACGUUACCGUCGUCGAGCAUAUUCUUUUCCUGGCGAAAAUUUGCCAUCUUCGUCAACUUCAUCAGAAUCAUAUCAUAGUCAGUGAUACUGGAAAUGAUUGAACGCAAUAUAAGCUUGAUAAAUGAUAAUGAUGACAAUGAUGAUUUUGAACUGAUUAAUUUUGCUACAAAUGCAAAUAAGGCUAAAUAAAAUAGUCACGA